Molecule: messenger RNA, 363 nt
Organism: Protobothrops mucrosquamatus (brown spotted pit viper)
Lineage: Eukaryota; Metazoa; Chordata; Lepidosauria; Squamata; Viperidae
Product: TM2 domain-containing protein 2-like
Exons: 2
Coding region: 1-363 (120 amino acids)
Source: RefSeq, a predicted model, not a curated record
AUGGCGGCCGGGGGACCGAUUUGUUACGCGCUGCUGUGUGGCCAGGCGGCGCUGCUGCUGGGCAACCUGCUCCUGCUGCAGGGGGUCUCCCGGACCCACCAGCACAACGCCACCGAGAGCCCCGCCGCCGGCGCCGCCGCGCACGAGGCAGAGGGGCAGCAGCGGCCGCCUCACGCAGCCACCGCCUCCGUCUGGGAAUACCAAGGCCCGUACGCGCCGCUGAUUCUCUGCGACCGCCUACCUGAAGAAUUCAUAGACUGUGAGGCUCCUGUGGACCAUAACGGAAAUAUAAGCGCACGGGACGAAUUAGGUUAUGGCUGUCUCAAGGUGGGCAAAAGAUCCUGUUGUCUUUUCCUUGGAUAA